This is a messenger RNA of Magnolia sinica, 1205 nucleotides long. Its product is annotated as dehydrogenase/reductase SDR family member FEY-like. The transcript is spliced from 8 exons. The coding region runs from base 65 to 1132 and encodes 355 amino acids. Lineage: Eukaryota; Viridiplantae; Streptophyta; Magnoliopsida; Magnoliales; Magnoliaceae. The record is from RefSeq and is a predicted model, not a curated record.
UGUGCUCUGACUGAGAGAGAGAGAUAGAGAGAGAGAGAGAGAGAGAGAGAGAGAGAGAGAGAAAAUGGAAAGGAAGGCAUGGCUAAGGGGCGUAUGGGAGAUGGUUAAGGAGGCUUUUUGUCAAAAGCUCUUCACAUGCCAUCUCCCAUCUUCUCCUCACCUUCUCCCAGAUCAGUUUUCCAGUCACUCUGUCAUUGUCACAGGUGCAACCAGUGGAAUUGGGUUACAUACAGCAAGGGAGGUGGCCAUGUGUGGCGCCCACGUUACCCUGGCCUGCAGGAACACCAAAGCCGCCCGCGAAAUCGCACAUCGGUGGCAGCAAGAAGCGCACGCUAGCAGAGUCCUACACGUGGAGGUGAUGGAGCUGGACCUCCUUUCUCUCUCCUCCGUGCGGAGCUUCGCGGCCGAGUGGGAGAGACGCGCGCGGCCCUUGCACGUGCUAAUCAACAAUGCGGGCGUGUUUCUCAUGGGAGAGCCGCAGAAAUUCUCCGAUGAUGGAAUUGAGCAACACUUGCAAGUUAAUCAUGUGGCACCAGCAUUGCUGACACUCCUUCUCUUACCUUCGCUACUUAGAGCUCCCUCCUCUCGAAUAAUCAAUGUUAAUUCUGUGGCCCAUCAUUGUGCGGUGGUCAACCCUCGACAGUGGGAGAGUAGGAUCGAUGAGAAGAAGUUCAGUAGCAUCCGAGCCUAUGGAGCAAGCAAACUCGCACACCUCAUGUUUUUGAAGAUUCUGGCAAGCAAGCUCAUGGACGAGAGGAAAAACUGCAUCCAGUGCAUUGCAGUGCAUCCGGGGAUUGUGACCACCAACUUGGUGCGUACAGUUCCAAGCUUUCGGCGUAGGUCGUUCUGGAGGUUCGAUCCAAAGGAAGGGGCUAGGAGUGUGCUCUUUUGCGUGGCCAGUGCUGACGUGGCAGCUGACCUGGAAAAGGGGUUCGCGUACUACUCAUGCAAUUGCAAGCCAGCCCGUGUAUCAGCUCAAGCAGCUGACGUGGACACCUGUAUGGAGGUCUGGCAAAAGACACUUGAAAUUGCAGGACUAAAUGCUGAUUAUCUGACUCAAGUGAUGGAUAAUGCAAGCAAUCCCACAUUAAUUUAUAGAGAGUUGUUAGGUAAUACAAGUAUUAUAGUCUAGAAAAUGUGUAAAUUGUAAAAUCAUUCCCACCGAAUACAUCUUUAAUUAUUUAAAUUCAUUCAUAUAUGUCAAC